GCAGCACUCGGACUGCGUGUAUUGUGUUAUUACGUUCGAGAUUGCUUGCAUUUAAUUUUUAACGCAUCUCCCGUGGCGGUAGUGCAGCGGGUAAUAAUCGAUUGGCGUGAAUUCUGUCUUAAAUGAAGCAGGAUCUUUUCGCCAGUGAUUUGCGUUGUGUGUUUUAAUGUGACAUUUUUGUUAUUGAUAAUUUCGAGGUUUCAGAUCAAUAGAUACAAUUAUAAUAGUGCGAUAGCGAGGAUUAGGACAUUGAGAUAAAAUGUAAGCGGCGCAAUUCUUUGUGCAGCCAUACCGGUACAUAUCUGUUUCAUGUAACAUAGGCGUAUGAUAUAAAUACGCAGUGAUAGCAGGGAUGCGUUGUUGUUUACUUGGAUUAUUAAGUACAGAAGCAACAAUGCCAGCAAAUAGCCACGAAAUAAACAACGAUCUUACUUCCAUUACGCAUUCUGUUUAUACAUAUGAGCCUAAAGAAGAAAGGAAUCUAGAUAUCCAGGACAUAACGACAGAAAACAUGUCUAUUAGUGCACCCGCUGGUCUUAGCUCAGAUCAAAAGCUAGCUUUUGCUCUCCGGGAUUUUUUGGGACCGUCUAAUCUGGUGUUAUCCGAUGAUGCACCACCAUCCAAUGUUGAGCAGAAGCUGCCAUACAUAGACGAAAUCCUAGAUUCAGAAGUGACCAAGUCGGAUGAUGAAUUAACAAAAUCAAAGGAUACUGAUGAAAUGUUGAAUAACGCCGCAUGCAGGCUUCGUCGAUGGCGUGCCGCUUCGCGAAAGCUUAGACGACCUCGUAUUAUUGAUAAUCUGUGUGAUAGUAAAAAGUGUGCCGGAAGUGGGAAGACAUUCAGUGGCGGUCAUACAGAUCUGGCAGAUCGUUUGCGGAGUUUGGCUGCUGCUGGGAGUAUGUCUGCAUCGACUGGAGAGUUGCUGUCCCUGGCGGCGCCGCCACCUGCCGCCACAGCACCGCCGUCGCCGGGUUGCUUGCUGACGCCGAACUUGGCUGAUCAAAGUGCAACUGAAUACUUUGGUUCGAGCCCUGAGAGCAUUGACAUCGCAGGGCUGAAGGGUGGUCUUCCUGCUGGAACGCCUAUGCCACCACCGGGCCCAAGAUAUAUGCUAGCCACAGAGGGGACCUUGAGAAUAUGUUCGUUCCAGCAUACCAGAACAGUCGUCGAUAAGAUACUCGCUGCCAAAUUCUUCAGGCGAUGGGAGACUCACGUGCUGAGCCUGCUUGAAGAAACAGUCGUGUCCAAAACGCCAUCUGGUCAAUUAGAGAAGCCGUUGUCAUACAGCUGCAUGCAGGAAGUAUACUGCAUAUCGAGAUGGGAUCCAGCUAGGAAGUACUGUUUACGCAUCGUCACUCAAAAUGGAUCACUUCUUCUCCAGGCGAAUGAUGCUUACACCAGAGACCAGUGGUACUACUCAAUUAUUUGGAAGAGAAACAUGAUCAGAUAUCGCAAAACGCUUACAAAAACUGCCAGGAAGGAAGUUGUUCUCAGAGAACUAAAGAACAUGGUUGACUUCGUGAUGUCAACUCCGUUGCAAGAUGACUGCGUGGCGAGCACUCCGCUGCAAAUACUAACCAAACUCCUGUCAGAGGAGAUAGAGAGUCCCAAUUGGGAGCAGUGGGCUGAGACCAUGAUCAGCAUGGCGGCGCCCCUGCUGGCUGACCGUGCCGUCAGCGGAGAGCUAUGUGCCCUGCUGGCUCGGCUGUGCAGGCAGCGGCCCAGGUCGGCGCCGCUGCCCGCGUUGGCACCACCCGUGCGCCGCGUGCUCACCAGGAAUGUGGACUUCGGCAAAGCGCCACACGCCAGACAACUCGUGAGGGAUUACAUCAGUGCGUUGAGCGCUCACAACUCCGGCGUGAGCCUGGUGCGUCGGUUCGUGGAGGUGACCCACGGGAACAGAGCGGUGUGUCCCCACCCGCGGGCAGCUCCCAACCUCACUGCGGUGGUCCUUGCUGCCAUCGACGACCAUUACCGCGGCACUGCCACCCCCCACCAGUGUACUGAUGCUGAAUGCGAGGUUCUGUGCUUUGCAGACAUGUUGGAACACAUGUGCGAGUAUGAAGAUUGGUUAGCGAUUGUGGGAGGUGUUCUACAGCCUGUUCCGUUUUGUGCAAGUGCCAUGAUGUGUCCCCGGAUAGGCCCCCGUUUGGAAAACGUGCUCAGUGCUCUGAGCAGGGACCAGCGCUGCAUAGUGCACGGAUGUCUUGCACCAGCUGGGGCCGCUAGACCCUGCCCGCCCUCAUGGCUUAGAGCUGCAGCACCGUCGAAUCCACAACUAGCAAUAGCACAAGUCAACUUGUGCCAGCUAUGGGGCAAUAUGAUACAAACCUUGCUAAAUUGCUGCUGUAAAAGAAAGAGUUUCCUGCAAAGUAUGAGCAAGCAUUUUCCUGACUUUAUACUUGUUGCCCUCACAGAGCACCCGGCAGCCCUUGAAUCGCUGUGUCUUAUGCUGGAAUGGGAGGUUGUAAACGGAGAACAAUCGCAACUUGAAAUAAUAGCAGCUUUGCAAGGAACUGAAUUAGGAAAGAAAUAUUAUCUGGACUUAUGUGAUCGACAACAAACUCUGGAAAUACUGCAAUCUCUUGGUGGUCCGAAACGAUUAGCCUUGCCUGUUCGCGCCACAGACGACGACGUCGCCACGUUGCUGGAGGGCAGCUCGUUGGGAAACCUGGAGUGUCUGAGCCUUGCCUUCACUAGCGUCACGAGUGCCUGCGCAUAUCAUCUCAUUAAGUUGCCAUCACUCCGCUAUCUGAAUCUAUGGUGUACAAAGUUCGGGGACCAGGGUGUGCAGCUGAUAGCAGAACAUCUUCCAAGGCUGCAGGUCCUCAACCUUUGUGAGACUCCAGUUUCUGACAAAGGUGUCGAAGCACUAUCAGGGUUGUCCAGUCUUCGUCGAAUCAAUCUAAACAGCACCAAGCUGUCGGCAGAGGCGUUCGAUAAUCUACGGCAGCAUCUACCACAGCUGCAGGAGUAUGACGUGCGAUAUACCGAGGCUUGGUAACUGACCGAACCAUACGAUAAUACAGCCAAGAGCUAUAUAAGCGACAUUAAAUAAUCCGUAAUCAUUAAAAAAACAACAUAAUUCGCUAAAAUAAUAAAUUUUCCAUAAAAUCAUUUUGGAACAACCUGUAAGUAAUCUAGUAGCCGCGCGCUAUAGUAUAGGCACCGAUACCUACUUCGUGCCAUCUUAUGCGACCACGUGACGGCGAUUAAAAUUUUGUUUACCAAAAAAAUAAUGUAAUUUUUUGAAAAUUUACUCUACACGUGUUUCGCAUUUAAUGUCGCUAUCAUAGUGCUACGCUGUAUAAACUAUUUAUUUAUUAUUCUUAAACCGUUUUAGAAGCUGUUUCAGUAUUAAUGAAAACUUUAUAACAAAAAUCACCAAAAUUAUAACCAAGGCGAUAUAUAAAUUUAUACAUCGCCUUGGGCAUCAUAUUAUAUCUUCGUACGUUACGGUUAGUGAUUUGUGUAAAUUAUAUACUUAUUUCUAUAAAAGGUUCUUAUUUUCAUUAUGUUUCGAAUGUCUACAAUAUUUUGGACAAUGUAUAUGAAUGUCAAAAAGAUAACGAAGAGAACAGAUUUUGAUUUUAAUUUUAACUUGAAGCAUGUUAAAUAAGUAACAAUGUUGACAAAAGUCAGCGAAUACCUAAAUCUUCUGCAUUUUAUUCCAUAUUAACAUAUUAUUAAUUAUUCAUUAUAUCAUUUGUUAUUUUACAUUUUAUUAUUAUACAGCAUAAUACAAUUGAGUUUUUGUAGUUUAUAUUAUUAGUCAUAAAUGAUAUUACAAAUAUAAAUUAUAAAUGUUAGUAUUCAGGGGUCCGAGGACAGCUUUAUGUAUAUAUAUAAAUGGUUUACUGCUACAUAUAAAAGUUGAAACCAAAAAGGUGGAACAGAUUAAGCUUUUUGCGAAGAAAGAGUCAGUUAUGAGAUCUGGUUAAAUCUGUUUUCGCCCCAAACAUUUUUUAUAAAGAAAAUGUUAUCAAAUCAUUAAAGAUGUUUCUAGAAUUGUUCGUUUCAUAUGUUAACAUAUCUUUAUAAUUAGUGAGGUGUUCACAAACUAGGUACCUCUAACAGAUUCUAUAACAUCAAAAAUACCACAUUUGUGUCGUCUAUAUCUGUAUCUUACCUAUAUCUAAAUAAAUAAAUAUUUUAUCAUUCCCAACGCCAUUAAAAUAUUUGACUAACACUCAUUUAAACACGAUAACCUACUUACACUAGGUGCCUACUUGGGCGUGUUUAACACAUGACACAUUCAUGCAAGAGUAUCCAAAAAAAAGUGCUCUAUGUAAAAAUAAAGGCGGGAAUGUGGUCCAAUGUUCUGUUGCUAUAAAUGGGUUGUGUUUUUAUAGUAGGCACUGCGUGAACCUAUAAAAUGCUAAAAAUUUUAAUUACAACACAAACAGAUCAAUUCACGCGAACUAUAUAAAUAAUGAUGCCUACAUUUAUUUCAAUAAAUAUAUAAAAUACAUAAUAUAAUUGUAAGAACUAACAUUUAUUAUUAAUUAUAGAAAUUAUAUGCCUAUAUACAUAUUAAUGUAGGUUCUAUAUUAAGCUAUUUGAUGUUACUAAAUGUUUUAACUAUUAAAUUUACAACUUUAAUGCAUUUACUACAUUACCCUUAUAUAAACAAGUCAGAAACUAUUUUCUUCUGACCAUUAUAUUAGGUAGAUAUCCAGUUUCAAAACAGUGCUAAUGUUUGUGUAAACACUGUUUUAAUUUAUUGGGAUAUAUUAUGGUGAACGUUUAUUAAGAAGUAAUUUAGUAAUACUUAACUACUGCUUUAAAUUUAAUAUCAUUUAUAUUAAGUAUUAACUAUAACGGGUAGAUAAACAUAUUUCUUCGAAUUGUCAUGUUUGUCGACAUAUAACCUAUUUACUAUGGAGGGUAAAGGUAAGGGGAACAAUCUCUGAGUGGCAAAGGUGAUCCUUAAAAGACGUUAAAGUUGGUGUCGCUAAACUACCACUGCGGAGUUAUAUAUGAAUUUGUUAUUUACUACCUACUCAUAAUUAUAUACUUGAGCAAAUAAUCCCUAAAAUAAAAUUGUAUUACUUAUUACCUUACCCAUACCCCACAUAUUGUUAGCAAAUUAAAUGAUUGUAGCACAUAACUAUCGGCUCCGAAGUAUUGUUUUGUGUUUUCAAUAUUUAAAAUAUAUUCGGGUAUAGAGUAUAAAUAUUAUUAUAAUCUGCCUGUUACCAACCAUAAAAAUUGGUUGUCGAAUUAAUCAUCAAACAAGUAUUAUUAUUCUUCUACUAUUUUAAGAUAUCAUAGAUAAGUUGAACUUUUUUUCGGGCUGUGAGGACUAAGGUGUGGUGAUUAUAUUAAAUGGUUGUAAAAAUAUAUCGCCUCUAUCAUCACCAUAUCGUAAGAUUAAUUAAAUAUAUGAUCUCAAUUUCAUUAAAAGAGAUUAUGUUUGAUAGUUCGUUUCAUGUUAUGUAGUUUAAUAUUUAGAUUGUAUUAUUGUUAUUCUCUCGACACUUAUGUUCUCUUUCCCAUGUGUUUACUCAGCUGCUCUUACAACAGGGGUGGGACAGACGCCUUAAAGUGACGUUUUCAGAAGACUGUGGUGCCAUCUGUUAGUUGGCCCGAAAAUGAAAGCUUUGGCAGCUGUCACUCGCUUUGAAUCCUUUCAACUUUUCUUUAUUUGUGUUACUGCCCACUGGUCAUAAAAAGGCGGUCACGACUAGCGUUUGCGCAUGUAUGUAGUUCUCGUGUUCCAUUUUGCAUAUUUACACUACUAAAUCUAUCCUUUAUGUUCUAUGUUGUGACAAAAUUAGAUAACUAACUCUACGCGCAAUUUCAACAUGGUAAAAAAUUGUAAUACCUACAUUAAAAAGCAGAGUUAGUUAUUUAAUUGCGUCAGAACAUUAAAAAUGUAUUUUAUAAUUUCGAGCUUAUAUAUAGUUAUUUUCGGGGCCAAUCUCCAGAUGGCGCUAGCUUUCAAAUAGCUCAUAAUGCGUAGAGAGGGCUCUCUUUUCCCUAUAUAUUAUUAUACUCUUUGUCUUACAUGAAUGAGAUGUCAACUUGUCAUUCACUCGCCCUGUUAACCUCUCCAUCGAUUGAUCAGUGGACCGUAAUCUUUAACGGCCGUUUUCAAUAAACUAUCUAUCCUUAGUUUUUUUAACUAGAGGUAGAUAAAUCUAUCCUUUUACGCUUACUUACUUUUCAAUAACCUAACCAAAUUUCAAGAUAACAUCUUCUACCGAACUUGUGUAUCUGUCGUUCGGAGGACGGAUAGGCUUCUAGGGAUUAAACCUCACAUUCUGAUUGUUCUUACUUGCAUUUCAUUAAAAGUUUCAAGUUAAUAGUUUCAAUUUAGACAGCACUUGUCCUUAAUUGAAAAACGCAAACCAUGGAUAGAUAAGAUAUUGCCAUUUAACGGGGAUAGCAUAUAUCCGUAACUAGAGAUAAUUUAUUGAAAACGGCCUAAAUAAAUAAUAAUAGUAAAAAACUAAAUCCAAUACCACUAAACGUCGUGUGUCAUUUGUCAAUCUAAAAUAUAUGACUUAAACAAACAUUUGACAGUGUAUCACUGUCAAAAAUCAUUCCGUGGCCAAUAUCUUGAUACUAUUUAGUAGAAGGCUGUUUCAAUCACAUUCUUGAUCAUUUUUUGAACCUUGUUAUUUCUUCCGCGUACUAAUUACAUAGAAGAUUUAAGAUAUAUCGUAAUGACAGUAUUAGUAAAAAAGUUUCCUGAUUCAAAUUUUUUUAAGGUAGGUAGGUACCUUAUAUAUUAAAGGUACCUAAAGACUGUCAAAUUGAGGUUGAUAAUUUUGACAGUUCACUGUAGGGUUGGCGUAGUUAAUAUCGAUAGAUAUGCAAUUAUCGAUACUAAGUUAAAAUAUCAAUCUGUCAAAAUUAUCAACAUAAAUUUGACAUACUUAAAUAAGAUUCAUAAUAUUAUAUUGUUGGUGAACUAAUCAUUUAUCAGAGAGCUAUGUAAAUAAACUUCUGAAUUUCAGAGCUUAAUUAAAUAAUUUAAAGUUCGACCAUCUCCGUAGGCUUAACAAUUUUAACCGAUAAAUAUAAUAUUAUCUUAAUUACAAUGCUUUUAAACAUUAUUAAUUGUUAGUUAUGUGGGUACUAAACUGUUUAUAUCUAUGAUGUAUAAUAAUUCUUAUCAUAUACUUCAGUAUUGUUAACAUUAAGUAAAUGUCUAUACUUAUUCAAACGAAUUAAACUUUAAAGAGCUUGCUGGUACAACCAUAAAAAUAGGUAGUGGUUAGAGGCACGGAUCUUAUUUGGUCUUAAUAAAUGAGUACCUUCCUACGUGCGGCUUUCAUCAUGCGUCGGGUCAUGCGCAAACACACACACAUUGUAUAAGCUCCGUAAAAUUUAACGAAAUCUAAGAACCUCGAGCACAGUUUGAUAGUUAAACAGGCACACAUUCCUCAAACUAUAGGUCUUUCUCGAGGACGACCUAUCUAGAAACGAAUAUUCACUGGGAAUAUUCUGACAAUUUUUUUUUAACAUUCCAGCACAUUGAAGUUGGUGAAACGUUGUGUUAAACAAUAAUUUCUGAAGGGGUAACACACAUCUGUAAACAGAUGUAUUUGCCUUAGCUACCAAAUAGUAGUAAAUAAUAAAAGGAACCACAUCGCUGGAAUAUUUCAUUUACUUUUAGUGACUCGUUGACACAUGUUAUUUACGGAGCCCAGUCUAAAUUAUCCACGGCAAGAUUCGUGCCUGUCUAUCUACAUUACACGGCUAUAGUACCUAAGACAAAACGUAUCAUUGCAAAAAUCAGGAGGAUAGCAAAGGAGCGGAUAACUAAAAUCUUACGAAGUGUUGACAGGCGAUACGAAGGUUGGGUUCGCUUGUGUUUCUGACCAAUCAUAAUAUACAGGAUGUUAUCGUUAAGUGUGAUUAAAAGCUUUUAACUGAUAUCGAAAGUACGGUAGAUAAAAUGUCAUCGAAUAGUUUUUAAAAAUCAAACGAGAAAUAUCCAAAAUGUUGAUAUUAAACACUCACUUUUUGAUAUCUGUAAUAGUAACGGAAUAAUCGCCCGGUCACACUUAACGAUUACACCCUGUAGAUGCAUCAAUUAACUCUUUAAGUACCUAAAUGGCAUAAAAUUAGCUAUUAUUGCAUCUAAAGUAAGAGUAUGUGUGCGAAGGUUUGUAUUAGUUCGUUAAAAAAUUGGCCUAGGAUUUUUGUAAUAUUCCAACUUGUCUAAUCAGUGGGCCUACCAUGAACUGUUAUUGCGAUUCAUUUGACGACCAUUUGAAUUUAGGUUGACGUCAAAUCAAAUCAGAUAUUGAAUCGCAGACUGUUUUAGCUCGUUCAUUCAAAGCAUAUUACUAUAAUACGCAAUGGUUCUAGUAAGAGAGACAGACUUAUGCAAUACUGUACAGCGUCAUCUCUUUCUAACACUGCGGACCACAGACAAUUUUUAUUCGUUCAUUCUUCCUUAAGCGAUUUAAACGCCAUUCUGUUAUAGGCACUUCAGGGUACGAAACUUAGCGAGCCAGUUUAGGUACCUAAACUGAACUGCAUCGGAAUUGAAUCGCUAAUUAAAAGUUGAUGGCAGGUCUUCUGAUGGUACUUACUAAAUAUAUAUAACCGUUACGUGAUAGUGUUUCUGAUACUUACAAUGCGGUAAUGAAGCUGUAAUAAGUAAAUUCUUUGUACGCUGGAUGUUCGCUUCAAGAGGCCUGAUCUAUUCAUCUACCUAACCUUUAAAAUAACUAAUAACUAAUUAACAAAUAAUGUUCUUACGAAGUUAUUCAAAUUUUAAUUCUUGGUUUUAUUGUAUACUUAAUUCGGUAAGUACUUUAUAAUGCACUUAGUUAUUCGAUGUUAUUAAAGAGGUUAAGACUAAAUCAGUGUACCUAAUGUCCGUGUAUACUUUUUAAUAAAAUAAAUUCAAAAAAUGUCA
This is a messenger RNA of Leptidea sinapis, 8881 nucleotides long. Its product is annotated as C-Maf-inducing protein-like. The record is from RefSeq and is a predicted model, not a curated record. Lineage: Eukaryota; Metazoa; Arthropoda; Insecta; Lepidoptera; Pieridae. The coding region runs from base 353 to 3004 and encodes 883 amino acids. The transcript is spliced from 14 exons.